Hypanus sabinus (Atlantic stingray) is the source of this 5341-nucleotide messenger RNA. RefSeq names its product ubiquitin specific peptidase 33 (gene usp33). Lineage: Eukaryota; Metazoa; Chordata; Chondrichthyes; Myliobatiformes; Dasyatidae. The transcript is spliced from 26 exons. Gene Ontology annotation, biological process: protein deubiquitination. Gene Ontology annotation, molecular function: zinc ion binding; cysteine-type deubiquitinase activity. The record is from RefSeq and is a predicted model, not a curated record. The coding region runs from base 330 to 2999 and encodes 889 amino acids.
GCUGGUUGUUCUCUGCUUUGUGAUCGGCAGGAGUAGGGUGACUGUGCGGUUGGAAGUGUUGGAAUUCUUUGACUGGCAGCCGCGUAGGAGGAGGGGAGAUGCUAUAAUUUGGGACAGAAGCAAUAUUCCUUCAGUCUCUGUGUUGGUCUUUAUACCCUUGAUCGACUGCGGCUUGCCUCCUUUCUCGCACCAGGACCACCACCUUUCCAGGACUUGAAGGUAACUGCAUGUUUCUCAAAAUAACUCAGAGCCCCUCACCUGCAGCUGUUCUCACUGUUGUAUAGGCAGUGCUGCAUCGAAAAGGGUUACAGUAAGCUAUUGCUGUGAAGAUGUCACAUCUCAGUGAUUGUGUUCACUUGGAAUCAGUGGGUGAAGUGACAAAAGAUGAACUGAUUGAAAAGUCUCAUGGCACUUGUCAAGACUGCAAAGUUGGAGGCCCAAACCUCUGGGCAUGCUUGGAGAAUGGCUGUCCCUACGUUGGAUGUGGAGAAUCCCAUUCCGAUCACAGCACGCUCCAUUCCCAGGAAACCAUGCACAAUCUCACUGUAAACCUCACCACCUUGCGAGUCUGGUGUUACGCAUGUGGCAAAGAAGUCUUUCUAGAUCGGAAGCUUGGACCCCCGCCAGUGCAAAAUGGGAGAAUACUUCAUGUUCCUGAAAACCAGGACCUGUCUCCUGAGCAGUCAACAAAGGAUCGCAAGACAAUAAUGGGAACUUAUCUAGAUGCAGAAGCUGAAUACGAUGAUAUCAAGUCAAGAGGUCUCACUGGUUUGAAAAACAUCGGAAACACUUGCUAUAUGAAUGCUGCUCUUCAGGCUCUUUCAAACUGCCCACCCUUAACUUUGUUUUUCCUUGAGUGUGGAGGCUUGGUGCAGACCGACAAGAAACCAGCACUGUCAAAAAGUUACCAGAAACUAAUGGCAGAAAUAUGGCACAAAAAUUGCCCUAGCUACGUUGUGCCAACAGGUCUGUUUCAGGGGAUUAAAACUGUGAAUCCAAUGUUUCGUGGAUAUUCUCAACAGGAUGCCCAAGAAUUUUUGCGCUGUUUGAUGGAUCAACUUCAUGAAGAACUGAAAGAACAAGUCACAGAACAGACUGAAGAUACCCAGUGUGUAACCAUGGAAGAACAAAUGGAGGAAGAAAACCUGUCAGAUAAUGAAUUUCAGUCCUGUGACUCGUGUGCUGGCAGUGACAAGGCUGAUGGUGAGACCAACUCAAAGAUGUUAGUGGAAGAUCAGGGGGGAGACCUGGUGCACGAGGAACUGAAAAACCACACACCAGUGAAAGUCCGGCCACAAGAGAGGAACAUACUGCAUAAACUUUAUAACCAUGGCUCUGGAGAUGAUUUGGAUAAAGACAUGGACACUUCCACAGUUUUAGAGAUUACCGCUGAUGUGUCGAUGCACAGUUCUUCAAGACCUAGUAGUCCCAUGCUGAAUGAAACAAAUGCAAGGCUCUCCAGCAGCCCACCAAGAUCUGCUUCAGUGUGGGGAGGUCUUGCCUCCUCACACAAAAAAGUUGCCUCUUUUACACCACCGAAAAAGAGAAAACAAGCAAAGUACAAGAGUGUUAUCUCCGACGUCUUCGAUGGUACAGUUGUGAGCUCUGUGCAAUGUCUAACCUGUGAUCGGGUGUCCACCACUUUGGAGGCAUUUCAAGAUCUCUCCCUGCCUAUCCCGGGUAAGGAAGACUUAGCCAGGCUUCAUUCCUCAAGUCACCAGAUGUCGUUAGUGAAAGCAGGGUCAUGUGGUGAGGCCUACGCACCACAAGGUUGGAUUGCAUAUGUCAUGGAAUACAUUAAGAGUUGGUUCUGGGGUCCCAUAGUAUCCUUGCAGGAUUGUCUGGCUGCCUUUUUCGCUAGAGAUGAGCUUAAAGGUGAUAACAUGUACAGCUGUGAAAAGUGUAAAAAGAGAACAUACAGGAGCUUGAAAUCCCGGAGGUCCAGACUUAAGAACAGGUUGAGAAAUGGUGUAAAAUUCUGCAAAGUGCUAAGGUUACCCGAGAUUUUAUGCAUUCAUUUGAAGCGAUUCAGACACGAACUCAUGUUUUCCACCAAAAUCAACAACCAUGUGUCAUUCCCAUUGGAAGGACUUGACCUUCAGCCUUUCCUUGCUAAAGACAGCCCUUCUCAAAUCACAGCGUAUGAACUUUUAUCGGUUAUCUGCCAUCAUGGUACAGCCAGUUGUGGCCAUUACACUGCUUUUUGUCUAAAUGAGCUGAAUGGUCGAUGGUAUGAAUUUGAUGACCAAACUGUAUCGGAAGUGUCCGAGUCAACUGUGCAGAAUGCAGAGGCUUACGUGUUGUUCUACAGGAAAAGCAGCGAAGAGAUGCAAAAAGAAAGGCAAAGAGUGACCAACUUACUGAAUAUGAUGGAGCCUAGUCUGCUUCAAUUCUAUAUAUCACGUCAGUGGCUGAACAAAUUCAAGACUUUUGCUGAGCCAGGGCCCAUUAGCAACAAUGAAUUCCUUUGCAUUCAUGGAGGUGUUCCACCUCGGAAAGCUGGUUACAUAGAUGAACUCGUGGUGAUGCUGCCUCAGAAUGUGUGGGAUUAUUUGUACAGUAGGUUUGGAGGGGGGCCAGCUGUUAAUCAUCUCUACACCUGUCAAUGCUGCCAGAUUGAGAUUGAAAAGCUUGAAAAGCGAAGGAAGAUGGAACUGGAAAUGUUUGUACGGUUGAAUAAAGCUUUCCAAGAAGAAGAAUCACCAUCAGUUAUCUACUGUAUUAGCAUGCAGUGGUUUAGAGAAUGGGAAGGAUUUGUCAAGGGCAAAGAACAUGAGCAUCCUGGUCCAAUUGAUAACACUAAGAUAGUGAUUGGCAAGAACUGCCAUGUUUCUUUAAAGCAAGGAGCGGAUUCCGGCCAAAUUUCAGAGGAGACAUGGAACUUCCUGCACUCCAUCUAUGGAGGGGGCCCAGAGGUCGCCCUGCGGCAGAGCGUCAGCCACCAGGAUGUGUCAUGUGUGGAAGAAAAAAAUGAGGUUGAAAUCCGCCCUGUCCAAUAAUGGCUAAAGGCAAACAUUCAAAAACUGAAACUGAGAUGAAUUAUGCUGAAGCUUAAGCAUUCCAGGAUGUGAGAUAUUUUAUGAAUAUAAUUCUUGCAGUGGCAUUACAGUAUGUGUUUGGGACAAUCACAAAGUAAUCCCUGAUUUGUAACGUAGUUUAAUGUAGGUUUCUGGUCUGCCUGUACUGAAAGAUGGAUGUGUUUUCUGGGUGGUAUCCGAUGUUGAUUUGGUUGUGAAAGGCCCAUGCACUGAAAGUGUACUAGUAUGAAACAAGUUACUUAUAUUAAGUCAACUCAGGAAAGCGCUGAUUUUUUUUUUUUGCACUGCACUGUGGAUGACACAUUGAAAAUUGCAAAUGCCUUGUCCUUGUGACUGUAAGCAGGUAAAAGAAUAUUCCUGAAAGCUCACAACAAUUAUAAACAUGAGUCUAAGUGUAAUGUCUAGGCCGAGUUAACUCAUGCACACAUUGAUAGAAAUUAUAACAUUCAGCCCAUUAUUCCUUAUUAAUUUCCUAAAGAAAGCCAUUUGGCCCAAUAUUUUCAUUCUAACUCUUCAAUUGGAUAUAACUUGCUUUCUCUACCUUUUGUCAAUGGCUAUUAAAUUUCAAUAAUAUAGCCUCUCUCUCAGUAUAAAAGGUUUAUAAAUUAUAGGGAGAGUGGGCACCUUUCUAUUCAUCAAUUUGUAAACCAAUUGUAAUUAUCUUUCUUUGUUUACAUCCUUUCCAGUUUUCUUUUUUAUGAAAACUUGUUAAAUUAGUGUAAGUUGAAUUAACAUUCAACCAUUCAUGAAUAUAGCCAAGCAAAGGCCAAGGUACAAAACGUAUUACCAACAGCACAUAGCACAUAAAGCCUAUAUGAUUACGAGAACAAAAAACAGUACAGAAGAAAAAUAAUAUAGCCCAAAUCUCUGAAUGGCGUGACCUGUAAAUUGAUGGUACAUGGGAUAUUGUCCUGGUCUAGUUCAUUGAAUUACUUUGACUAUCUUGUUUACUGUAGAACCACUCCUAAAUUAAUUAGCACUCAGUUACUGUCAGUUUUGUCUGAGUUAUACAGUUGUGGAUUCAAACACCCCUCUGGAGAUUUUAACAUCCAGUUUACACUGGGAAUGCUGUACUGUUGGAGGUGCAAUAAAGGUACCAGUACUCUAGGCAAAAGAUCAACAUUCUCUCAACAGCCCACUCUGGUGUACUGCUGAGGGAAUUGAGGAUGCUGUCCUCCUACAGGACUGUCAACAUCCACUCUGCAUCCAAGAUCUAAAGAUCGCAGAAUCCUGACCCAACCAAUUCCAUUAAAUCCAUAUCGGCAUUUGUGUAUACUCUGCUAAGAAUGCAUGAUUUUAAAAGCAAUUUUCCCUAAGUAAAGCAUUUUGGGCUACUUGAGAGGAGAUGUAUUAUUUUUUAACUCAGCAACAUAUUUAGCUGAAAUUUUCCCACACCAAUUUUCUGGCAUGUUUUCUUUUAAAGAUCAUAAAAUACACAUGUUCCCUUCAGUGACAUCUGUGGACCUGGUUACACCACAUUGGCAGCUGCUCUAUAAAGUUUGCUGACCCUCAUGGAUGGAGCCCCUAGCCAUAGAAAUACUUCCUCUUGGCAGCUCGCUGAAGCAACACUAGGUUUAACAGUUUACAGAUUUCGCACUCCACCUUCAGAAUAAUCAAGAAAGGUAAACUCAGUGCAUCAGCCUUUCAUUUGUAGUUGAGUUCGGUUCAGACUCUAAGUAUAAUUCUUGUGUAAUUUCUCAGGAGUAUUCCACUAAAAUUGCAGGUGAUUCUUCACUAGGCAAAAACUAUGUAGCUGUUGCAGAAACAAGCCUGAAGCACGUUAAACUGACUAAUUAUUCUUGUGCGACAACCUUGAGUUGAUCCUUUAAAUAUCAGUCUCCUUAGCAUGUGCCUCAGAGGAAUGUUCCAUCAAUUUCAAACAACGUGUUAGUGGGAAUGUAACACUUCUCUUUCCAACAGGUUUAUCCCUUGAGCGUUUUUUUUGUAUUAAUUUAUUUUUAAUGCACCUGUAAAUCUCAAUUGCAACUGUGACUGAUUUAAGUUUAACUUGCACUUUGUAGAAAUGAUGAUGAUCUUACUGCAUUUUUUAAUGAAUAAUCAUUUGUAAGGAAUGUGUGAAUAAUUUAAUUGUACAUUAGCAGAAUCAGGGUCCAGCAGCGUUUAGAAUGAAGUACUCUCCCUCUCACCUGUGCAUGUUGUUUGACUUUCGGAUCAUAAAUGUGAACAUGUGCUGCACUGAUACAAAUCUGGAACCGUGGAAGUAAAGUUGGAAUGCAUAAGUGGAGGAUGUUUUCUUUGCCUUUCAAUCCUUUACAGUAAAGUUCAAUAAAUAAGUGACAUGA